AUGUUGCAAUCAGCAAAUUCACCAUCACCCUCUGCUUCUGCUUCACUUGAACUUAUGCGGCCAACAACUAGCAGUUUAAUUUCAUCCGAAAAUCUCCUUUUAAAACAAAAAAAAGUCUUUGCAAGGUUUGCUUCAGUAGAAAUAGACGGUCAAAAAUAUAUGAAUCAGGAUGAUUUUGUUUCGGCUAUAGCACCGGGAGAGGAUUAUAAAAAAAUUCAAAAGGAACAAUUCGGAAUAUUAUUUAGAAUAGCUGACAAUGGUAAAAAAGGAUUAAUAUCUUUUCAGGAUUUUGUAAUUUUUGAAAAUUUACUUUCAAAACCGGAUGCCGAAUAUGAAAUCGCUUUUAGACUAUUUGAUGUCGAAGGAAAAGGAAAAAUUACCAUCGAACAAUUCAAAAAUAUUUUGUUUUCGAAUGUUACCCCAGAUAGUAUACCCUUUGAUUUUGAUUGUGAUUGGUUAAAAUUAUAUGUUGGUAGCGCACCAGAGAAAAAACAUGAAUUGGCUUACGAAGAGUUUACGCAAUUAUUAAAAGGAUUGCAAGCAGAACGACUUAGGCAAGAAUUUAAAUUUUAUGAUAAAGAAG
This is a messenger RNA of Racocetra persica, 583 nucleotides long. The record is from the annotation of a GenBank genome assembly. NCBI's taxonomy places the organism in Eukaryota, Fungi, Glomeromycota, Glomeromycetes, Diversisporales, Gigasporaceae.